Molecule: messenger RNA, 7438 nt
Organism: Lagenorhynchus albirostris (white-beaked dolphin)
Lineage: Eukaryota; Metazoa; Chordata; Mammalia; Artiodactyla; Delphinidae
Gene: FREM1
Product: FRAS1 related extracellular matrix 1
Exons: 38
Coding region: 1-6528 (2175 amino acids)
Biological process (GO): cell communication
Cellular component (GO): membrane
Source: RefSeq, a predicted model, not a curated record
AUGAGCUCUCUACGCUGGGGUGGGCUCGGUGCCCUGCUGCUGUUGCUCAGGCUGCUCCCAGGCUGGGCCAGCCUCACCCUCAUCCGUGUUAACCGAGGGGUCAGGGUGAUGAAGGGCAGCUCCGCCUUCCUGUCUCAGGAUGACCUGAAGUUCGCCAUCCCCAAAGAGAAAGAUGCCUGCAAAGUGGAGGUUGUGAUGAAUGAACCAAUAACCCAGAGGGUUGGGAAACUCACUCCACAGGUCUUUGACUGCCAUUUCCUUCCCAAUGAAGUAAAGUAUACUCACAACGGUUGCCCAAUUCUUGAUGAAGACACAGUGAAGCUUAGACUUUACAGAUUGACUGAGACAGACACCUUCACGGAAACCUUUAUCCUGCGGGUCUAUCUCCUGGAACCAGACUGUAACAUCAUCCGUAUGAGUGACAAUGUACUGGAGGUGUCUGAAUUCUAUGGCCUGUCCCGAGCCAUUGAUAAAAACCUGCUCAGAUUUGAUUAUGAGAGGACGACUAGUCUGGAGUGUACAGUCAGGCUGGACCCUGUGGGAACUCGGCUGCCAGCCCAUGGCCAGCUGGUUGUGGUGGAGCCCUGGCCGGAAGAACCUCGUGGAGAUCAGCCACACAGUUUUUUCCCUGAGUCUCAACUGGGAACAGAACUGAAGUGUCCUGGUGGCAGAUGUCCCCUGGGACUGAAGAAAAUAGGAAGUCUCAAAGUGAGCUGUGAGGAGUUCUUGCUGUCGGGGCUUCGAUAUCAACAUCUGAGUCCCCCUUCUCCGCACAUUGAUUACAUCUCCAUCCGACUGGACCUCACAGAUAGCAGGAGUAAAAUCAUAUACAAGUCAGAGAGUGUGUGGUUACCCGUCUAUAUCAGAGCUGGCAUCCCUAAUCAGAUUCCAAGGGCUGCAUUCAUGGCCAUGUUUAUUCUGGAAGUGGAUCAGUUCAUCCUGACCUCUUUGACUACAUCAGUUCUGGACUGUGAAGAGGAUGAGACCCCCAAACCCUUGCUGGUGUUCAACAUUACUAAAGCCCCGCGCCAAGGCUAUGUGACUCACCUGUGGGAUCACACCAGACCGGUGUCUUCCUUCACCUGGAAAGACCUAAGUGACAUGCAAAUUGCCUAUCAGCCACCAAAAAGCAGCCAUUCUGAGAGGAGACAUUAUGAGGUGGAGUUGGAAGUAUAUGACUUCUUCUUUGAAAGGAGUGCACCUAUUACCGUCCACAUCUCCAUCAGAACAGCAGACACAAAUGCCCCGAGAGUGUCCUGGAACACAGGUCUGAAUCUCCUAGAGGGACAGUCUCGGGCCAUCACUUGGGAACAGUUUCAGAUUGUUGACAAUGAUGACAUUCAUGCUGUCCAGGUAGUCAUUGUGGAUGGCCUGCAGCAUGGACAGCUUACUCUGAGAGGGGGGAAGGGGUUUCUCUUCACCGUGGCUGACCUUCAGGCUGGAGUCGUUCAAUAUCAUCAUGACGACAGUGACUCCACCAAAGACUUUGUGGUCUUCAGGAUAUUCGACGGCCAACACAGCAUCCGACAUAAGUUUCCCAUCAACAUCUUGCCCAAAGAUGAUAGUCCACCAUUCCUCAUAACCAAUGUUGUGAUUGAACUGGAGGAGGGGCAGACCAUACUGAUCCAGGGUUCCAAGCUGAGAGCUUCAGACAUGGACUCCAGUGAUGACUACAUCUUCUUUAAUAUCACGAAACCCCCGCAGGCUGGAGAGAUCAUGAAGAAGCCAGCACCAGGACUGAUAGGCUAUCCUGUCCCUGGCUUCCUUCAGAUGGAUCUGUUCAAUGGCAUCAUCUACUAUCGUCAUUUUGGUGGAGAAAUCUUUGAAGAUUCAUUUGAAUUUGUCCUGUGGGACAGCCAUGAACCUCCAAAUCUCUCAGAGCCACAGGUGGUGACAAUCCACAUCACUCCAGUAGAUGACCAGCUUCCAAAAGAGGUUCCUGGAGUUUCUCGACAUUUGGUUGUUAAGGAAACGGAGGUGGCCUGUAUCACUAAGAAACAUCUGCAUUUUGUAGAUACAGAAUCAUAUGACAGGGAGCUGCUCUACACAGUAACCACUCCUCCGUUUUUCUCCUCUAGCCGCAGACACUUGGAUGCUGGGAAAUUAUUCAUGGUAGACAGCAUACCAAGGCUAACCAAAAACCCUGCAGCUCCAGGGUUGAAGUCAUUCACUCAGCAUGCUGUGAACUAUAUGAAAGUGGCCUACAUGCCACCCAUGCAAGAUAUAGGCCCCCACCCCCGACACGUCCAGUUUGCCUUUUCCGUCAGUAACCAGCACGGCGGCACUUUGUUCGGGAUCUGCUUUAACAUCACGAUACUUCCGGUGGACAAUCAGGUCCCUGAGGUAUUUACCAACCCUCUGAGAGUGACUGAGGGAAGUCAGUGUGUCAUCAGCACAGAGCAUGUCCUGGUUUCUGACGUGGACACUAAACUGGACAACAUCCACCUCUCCCUGCAGAGACAGCCUCAGCACGGAAGGGUGGAGCUGAAUGGAUUUCCUCUAAACACAGGGGCCAUAUUUUCUUGGGGAGACCUCCAGGCCUUAAAAGUUAGGUAUCAGCAUGAUGGAUCUGAGAUACUUCAGGAUGACAUACUACUGGAGGUCACAGAUGGCAUAAAUGCAGCAGAAUGUGUGCUAUACAUUGAGGUGUUGCCUGUAAAUGAUGAGCCACCAGUCCUAAAGGCAGACCUCAUACCCAUGAUGUACUGCUCAGAGGGUGAAGAGGUGGUCAUUACCUCUGAAUACAUUUUUGCUACUGAUGUGGACAGUGAUGAUAUGAAACUGAUGUUCAUGAUUGUUCGAGAACCUCAGCAUGGGACAGUGAGGAAAGCUGGGGUCACAGUGCGUCAGUUUUCUCAGGGAGAUGUUACGGCAGGGGCUGUGACGUACAAACACACAGGUGGUGAGAUUGGCCUGGUGCCUUGUUUUGACACCAUAACGUUGGUAGUUUCGGACACAGAAGCUGGCCCUUUUGUGAAUGGACCUCAUCCAUCUGUUCCUCGUCGUGAGUCCUUUCCAGUGUAUGAUCUCAACAUCACAGUGUAUCCGGUGGACAACCAAUCACCUUCAAUUUCAAUAGGUACCAUGUUCUUUGUAGAUGAGGGUUUCUCAGCAGCCCUUACUGUUAACCAUUUGUCUGCCACUGAUGCCGACACUGCAGCAGAUGACUUGGAAUUUGUUUUGGUUGCUCCUCCCCAGUUCGGCUACCUUGAAAACACACUACCUUCUGCUGGUUUUGAAAAAAGCAAUAUGGGCAUCAGCAUAGCUUCGUUUCAGUGGAAAGACAUGAAGGCUUUACACAUUAACUAUGUGCAGUCCAGGCAUCUGAGGAUGGAACCAACAGCCGACCAGUUCAUGGUGUAUGUCACUGAUGGGAAACGACGCUCCUUGGAGAUACCAUUUUACAUUAUAAUCAACCCCACAAAUGAUGAAGCUCCUGAUUUUAUAGUGCGGAAUGUUACUGUGUGUGAGGGUCAGAUGAGAGAGCUGGAUUCUUCCAUCAUUAAUGCUGUUGACCGGGACAUUCCCAAGGACCCCUUGCUGUUCAGCGUCACUCAGAAGCCACGUCAUGGCCUCCUCAUCAACGGGGUGUUUAGCAAAGACUUGCCUCAGUAUAAGCAAUCACCCAACCCUGGCCAGAAGCAUGAACUUGUUUACAACUUUUCUAUGGAACUUCUCAAGAAUGGAAUGAGGUUGAUGUAUUUGCAUGAUGACUCAGAGAGCCUUGCUGAUGACUUUACAAUCCAGUUGUCGGAUGGGAAACAUAAGAUACUUAAAACCAUUUCUGUAGAGGUCACCCCAGUUAAUGAUGAGAAACCAGUGCUGAGCAAGAAAGCUGAAAUUACAGUGAAUAUGGGUGAAACUCGUAUUAUUUCUAGUGCAGUUCUCUCAGCCAUAGAUGAAGACUCCCCCAGGGAGAGGAUUUACUACGUAUUUGAAAGUCUUCCCCAAAAUGGGCAACUUCAGCUUAAGACAGGGAGGGACUGGGUCCCUCUCCAUCCUGGCAUGAAAUGCACUCAGGAAGAAGUGGAUCUGAACUUGCUGAGAUACACACACACGGGCGCAAUGGAUUCCCAGAACCGAGACAGCUUCACCUUCUACCUCUGGGAUGGUGACAAUAGGUCCCCUGCAUUUGACUGUCACAUCACCAUCAAGGAUAUGGGAAAAGGUGAUAUUGUCAUCCGGGCAAAACCACUUUCGGUGUCUAAAGGUGACAGAGGUUUCCUGAUGACCACCACCCUCCUUGCUGUGGACGGAACAGACAAGCCUGAGGAACUUCUCUACGUCAUCACCUCCCCACCGCGAUAUGGCCAGGUCGAAUACGUCCACUAUCCUGGGGUCCCCAUUACAAGCUUCAGCCAAAUGGACAUAGCAGGACAGACAGUCUGCUACGUACAUAAGAGCACGGGAGCUGCCCACAGAGACACGUUCAGAUUCAUCGUGAGCAAUGGACUGCAGACCAAGCCUGGGGUGUUUGAGAUCACACUGGAGACUGUGGACACAGCCUUACCCGUGGUGACCAGGAACAAGGGGCUGAGACUGGCUGAAGGGGCCACGGGUCUCCUCUCCCCUGACCUCCUUCAGCUGACCGACCCUGACACUCCAGCGGAGAACCUCACCUUCCUUUUGGCCCAGCUUCCACGACACGGCCAGCUCUACCUGCGGGGGACAGUGCGGCUUCCACACAGUUUCACUCAGCUGGACGUGGACAGCGGGCAUGUGACCUACAGGCACUCGGGAGGGCACUCUCGCACCGACCGCUUUACUUUUGUGGCCACGGACGGGACAAACCAAGGCUUUCUUGUGGAUGGGAGAAGGUGGCAAGAACCUGUUUCAUUCACCAUCCAGGUGGACCAGGUGGACAAAGCAGCCCCCCACGUCACACAUUUGCAUUCCCCUUCUCAAGUGGGGCUCCUGAAAAAUGGUUGUUAUGGGAUUUACAUCACUUCCCACGUGUUGAAGGCAUCGGACCCCGACACUGAUGGCAAUCAGAUCAUCUUUAAGAUUUUACGAGGCCCCCAACAUGGACAUCUGGAGAAUACAACAACAGGUGAAUUUAUCCAUGAGAAAUUUAGCCAAAAGGACUUAAACAGUAAGACCGUUCUUUACAUCAUAAACCCAUCUUUGGAAGUAAAUUCAGAUACCAUAGAAUUUCAAGUCAUGGACCCCACGGGGAACUCUGCCACUCCUCAAAUCUUGGAACUGAAGUGGUCUCAUAUCGAGUGGUCACAGACUGAAUAUGAGGUCUGUGAGAAUGUGGGCGUAUUGCCCUUGGAAAUUACCAGAAAGGGAUAUUCCAUGGACUCGGCCUUUGUGAGUGUAAAGGUCAACCAAGUGUCAGCUACAGCUGGAAAGGAUUUCACUAUGACUCCAUCUAAGCUGAUUCAGUUUGACCCAGGAAUGUCAACUAAGAUGUGGAAUAUAGCAAUUACCUAUGACGGAUUAGAGGAAGAUGAUGAGGUCUUUGAAGUAAUUCUGAACUCCCCCGUGAAUGCGGUUCUUGGCACAAAGACAAAAACGGCAGUGAAAAUUUUGGACUCAAAAGGAGGACAGUGCCAUCCUUCAUAUGCCUUCAAUGCAAACAUGCCCAAUGCAUGGGAGAAGGGCAUUUGGAGGCUGCUCUCCCCAGGGGCUUCCUCACGCACCACUUCUGGUUCCUUUCAUCCGGAAAGAAGACCCCUUCCGUCUUCCAAGCAGCUAGCAGUCGCCAAGGGAGACACCCUGCGGGACUUUGAUUCUGAAGAUCUUUCUGUCAUGAAGCUUAGGACCCAAGGGAAUGGCAAAAGAGUCCAUCCAUCCUCUGUUUAUAGAAAUGGAACAGACAUCAUCUACAAUUAUCAUGGAAUGAUUUCCCUGAAACUGGAGGAUGACAGUUCCUCAACUCACAAAAGUAAGGCCAAAGUAUCCAUUGUUAGUCAGCCACAAAAGACAAUCAAAGUGGCAGAACUGCCUCAAGCAGAUAAGGAGGAAUCCACAACUGGCUCACACUUCCCCCAACAGGACCGUUUACCCUCAUUUCCAAAGAACUGCACACUGGAAUUAAAGGGACUCUUCCACUUUGAAGAAAGCCUCCAAAAGCUGUAUAAGUGCAAUGGAAUUGCCUGGAAAUCUUGGAGCCCUCACACCAAGGUGGAAGAUAAAUCAUGCCCAGCUGGGUGGCACCAUCACUUAGGCUACUGCCACUCCUUGAUCACAGAGCAGAAGGGCACCUGGAUUGUAGCCGCCCAAGCUUGCAGGGAACAUCACCUGGGCAGCCUUGUAACUGUCCUCUCCAGGCAGCAUAUGCAAUGGCUUUGGGACAUCAGUGGAAGAAAGCCCUUUUGGAUAGGUUUGAAUGACCAAGUGCAUGCUGGCCACUGGGAGUGGAUCGGCGGUGAACCUGUGACCUUCACCAACUGGAGGAGAGGGCCUCCUCAACGUUCAAAGCCUGGCAAGAACUGUGUUUUGGUUCAAAGACAAGGAAAAUGGCAAACAAAGGACUGUAAGAAGGGCAGAUCUCACAAUUAUAUGUGCUCCAGGAAACUCUAAAUGUAACUGGCCCUACAGGUGCCCACUUGGGAUUUCUUACCUAUUUAUUUCCAGGAUAUGUGCACAUGGCUCAAUAGAAAACAGGGUGUCAUAACUGACUGGUACAUUUUUUUUUUUUUUUUACUCAUAGUGAUUGAAGGAUUCUAUCUAGUAAAGGAGAAACACAGUUAAAUAGUUCUGGGAAGUUUGAUAAAUGAAUGUUACUUAUAGGAAGAGAUAAAAUUUUUGCAUCUCAAUACCUUCCAAAAUAAAACCCCAAGUAUUAUAUGGCACAAGAUUUGAUUAUUCCGGAGACCUCACUCCAUAUUUCAGUCAAUACGAAUUUCAUGGUCCUUGGAUGUUUUUGGUCCCAAUACCUCAAAUGAGUCCAUUCUGAAAUCUAUAUUGCAGGUACUUCUACUACUUCAAUCUGAGGGAAGCUCACCCUGCCAGUUCAUUAAAUCAAGGUUGAACUGCAAAGGGUUGCUUUGUCCCUUUGGAGCCCUUUCACAUGUGAAAGCUGAGAGGCUGUGGAUAAAAAGGAGAAUUCUCUGUGGUGAAAAAGGAAGGCUUUAGAUGGAAGAAUCUGGCAGAUGGAAACUCAUCUGCAAAGCUCUAGUUCAGAAGAAACGGAGAAGAAAAGUCAACAUGUAUGUUUCAUCCUUACUGUUUGGAUCAGCCUUUCAUUAUACAGCUUCCAUCCAUCCAUCCAUCCACCAUCCAUUCAACAAAUAUUGAAUAUGAAGUGCCAACCCUGUACCUGAUAGUGUUCUGGAUACUGGAGACGUGGAGUGAAUGAGAUAGGAAGAAAGGCAUCGCAGAGAGCUCUCCUUGGGCAACCAUGAGGAAGCUGAGGAGAAGCCAGAUCUGUUUGUGGCAGUGCCACACCUAAUAGAUGCCAGCACUGCAGGGGAAGGCCAGAGGCAGAGAG